Molecule: messenger RNA, 1216 nt
Organism: Uranotaenia lowii
Lineage: Eukaryota; Metazoa; Arthropoda; Insecta; Diptera; Culicidae
Product: homeobox protein Hox-B5-like
Exons: 1
Coding region: 136-1056 (306 amino acids)
Biological process (GO): regulation of transcription by RNA polymerase II
Cellular component (GO): nucleus
Molecular function (GO): DNA-binding transcription factor activity, RNA polymerase II-specific; RNA polymerase II cis-regulatory region sequence-specific DNA binding
Source: RefSeq, a predicted model, not a curated record
AAACAACUUCGAGCUGGUUUUGGUGCCUUUUUUGGUUAUCCGUUUCCAUUUGUGUACGUUCUGGAAGAACGAAAGGAAAACCGUGAUCUUGUAUCAUUUGUUGAGAGUGAUAAGUGUUUCAAAAGACUAUCGAAAAUGUCUCGAUCAUUCCUAGUGGAUUCGUUAAUCAGUGAUAAGCCGACUCCGGCUAAGAAUACCAUGUACAACUACAGUCAGUUUACUCAACUUCCGGUGACGCCACCAGCCACUUUGCCGUAUUCGGCCUGUUACGUUGGAAGUUACCUGUUCUCACUUGGAUUACAACAACAGCAGCAACAACAACAACAACUAGCUGCCGCCCAGCAACUUCAGUUUUCACCGCAUCACGUGCCGAUUCCUCAGCCUCAGAGCCUUGGACUUGACCUUUCCCCGAAGAUGCUGUACCAGCCGACGGAUGUGCAACCGCUGAAAUUCUCCCCCAAAGAGGAUUACUACCGGAAGUUGUACCGUUGCGAAAAAACUCCGGAACGUUACGCCCCCUACAGUUCACCAUCGACCACGGUCGCAAAAACCGCAACCGCACCCGUCAGUAAGUCUUCAACGCCAUCGCCCACACCCCUCGAUGGACAGAGCUACUUGAUCGACGAUGAGCUAUCGAGCAAGCGUAUCCGCACGGCCUUCACCAGCACCCAACUGCUAGAACUGGAGCGCGAAUUCGCCUCCAACAUGUACCUCACCCGAUUGCGACGGAUUGAAAUCGCCAACCGGCUGCGUUUGUCCGAGAAGCAGGUCAAGAUUUGGUUCCAGAAUCGUCGCGUCAAGCGCAAGAAGGGAGACGCCCCGAUCUGCGCCGGAAGUCCGGCAGCAUCCCCUAGUAGUUCUGCCAACACUUCUUCACCAUGUCGAUCACAACAUCAACAACAACCGCAAUCGUGCUGCACCGGUGGCCACAGUUCCGAUGGUGAAGAGUCGCACGCCAUGCGUCAGGAGCAACCGGAACUGAAGCCGAAGAUCGAAGGAAUCUCGCUGCUACAACAACAGCACCAUCCGUGGGAUUUUAGCAAAAGUUUUCACUAAAUAGACUGUUGUUGAUUGCGAGUGUCCUCCUCGGUCAUGUUAAGGUGCUUAAUAGAUUUAAGUGAAAAUGUAUAUGAUAGUUUAAGAUGUUACGAAAGUUAAAAUAUUGAUACAUAUAGUUUUAUGAAACAUAAAAUAUAAAAUCCAAUUUACUACAAAA